This is a messenger RNA of Effrenium voratum, 615 nucleotides long. NCBI's taxonomy places the organism in Eukaryota, Dinophyceae, Suessiales, Symbiodiniaceae. The record is from the annotation of a GenBank genome assembly.
AUGGCUGUGGCUCGCACCCUCGAGCAAUUCCAGGCCCGGGGCUAUACGGUGCUCACCGUCCAGUCCUGCCGGCGUGGGCUGCCGCUGGUCCCAACCGACGCGACCAUGGAGGCGGCCACGGUGUCCAUCAGCGCCGGGAAGAGCGCGGGCUUGGAACACUGGACGCGCUUCAGCCCCGACAUGGCCCCACAUGGCGGGGAAGGCAGCCGCUUCUGCGUGUCGGACUACGUGCGAACCUUCGCCUCGCGCCUGGGUUUGGAGCUGGCGGCCUGCAAUUCCAUGGACGGCCAGCGACUGGUGCCCUACCAGUGCGUGGUGGACCGCAAGGAGUGGGAGGCCGUGAAGGACCGCUUCGUUGAGGCCUUCCUGUUGCAGAAGAAGGCCUACCGCAGGGCCAACGGCGGAUCCACCGCCCCGAGCUUCCACGCGGACGUGCAGCCGCGCGUCCUGGACGUCGCGGCGGUGGAACCGAAGAGCCUCAAGGCGCCGUCGCAUCGGGUGGUGGUGCGUCGGACCUUUUUGGAGGUGGAAGAGGAAGAGGAGAUGAUGGUCGCGCGCCAGGUGCGGCGGCCCAAGACCACAGGCAUCGUGGAGUUCGCAGUCCUGGCCUUUUGA